UAGCGCCACGAACCUGGCCACCCGAGUUCGAUUCCCGCUCACAGGCCCACACCAGUGACGAUUAUCUGAACCGAUCUCAUGGGCCUCCCAAUACCAACACGACCGUCAUUCGCCACCGAGUGACGGUGACGUCACCGUUAUUCGCCACCGAGUGACGGUGACGUCACCACGCCGCCAGUGCCAUGCCAGGUGGACUUGAAGCCACCGACUCGGCCUCAAACGAGCACCUGGCGCGCGGUGUGUGAACAUCCUAGGGGGGGGGGACAAAGACGGCCGGGCGUGGUGUUGGCCACCCACCCCCCUCGCGUGCCGUGCCGGCAUCCACAGGCGCUGCUCUCUGUUACAGGCGACACGACGGGGCGGCGGCGGCGGGGAGGGCAUCUUUGUUUUUUCGCUAUGCAAAUGUUGCGUGACGUCAGCACGCGAUGACGUGGCGCCGCGGGGCUUGUUUACGCCAUGUUCUUUUGCCGUGCCCCGACUCACGAGAAGCAGCAGCGGCAGCAGUGGCAGCAGCAGCAGGAGGUGGUGGAGGUGGAGGAGGCGGCGCCGCCUCGCGACCCCAGCAACGACGACACUCGACCGUUGUGUCACAACGACGACAACAGCAGCAGCGGCAGCCGCAGCCGCUAGUCAAUGCCAUUGACCCCCCCGCGGCUGGAGUAACGAGGGUGCCGGCGGGGCACGCAGGCGCUUAACUCGCAGCCCGCCGGAGCGUGAAGUGUCGCCGCUGCGGUUUUGAUGUGCGUGGCGUGGUGCUCGAGGCCGGCAGUGCACACCGGUGAGGAGGCGUUUAUCGUCGUCCCAACGCCGCCGCCGCGAGCCGGAACACGAUCCGGUGCCCUUGUGCCGAGCGUGUCACCGCGACUGGUGCCGGUCGCCCGGGACACCGGCCCAUGCUCCCGGGCGGCGCAUGGCGGCGUAGAGCGCGAUGUGCCGGGGGGGGGCGGCGCUGGGGGCCAUGGAGGGCACGGGGAGCACGCGCAGGGAAGUGCUGCUGGAGCCCUUCGUGCACCAGGUGGGCGGCCACUCAAGCAUGAUGAAGUUUGACGACGACACCAUCUGCAAGCCGCUGAUCGCGCGCGAGCAACGCUUCUACGAGUCGCUGCCGCAGGAGAUGAAGGAGUUCACGCCGCUAUACAAAGGCGUGGUGUCGGUGCACUUUGAGGAGGACAGUGACGGCUACUUCACGCUCGUCGCGCACCUUUGCUCCGAGUCGGAGCCCACGGGCGAGGCCGACGCCGGCGCCACCAGCGAGCAGCCGCGCCGCAAGCACUCGCGCCGCAGCCUGCGGCGCUCGACCAGCGGCGGCGAGCACGGCUCCGACAGGGCCUCGUCGGCGCCCGACGGCAGCGACACGAGCGAAUGCUCCGUGUUCACCACUAGCGGAAUGCAAGACCUCAAGAGCCCAAAGGUUGAGCUGCACAUCCAGUCGGAGGCUCCCUUCCAAAUGCUUGAUGGAGGGUGCAGCUCCUCUUCCGAGAAGAUCAGCUUCAACCCGUGGAGCCUGCGCUGUCACAAGAAGCAGCUGAACCGCAUGCGCUCCGAGUCCAAGGACCGCAAGAUGUUCAAGUUCCUGCUGCUGGAGAACGUCGUGUCCCAGUUCAAGCUGCCCUGCAUCCUGGACCUCAAGAUGGGCACGCGGCAGCACGGCGACGACGCGUCCGAGGAGAAGGCGGCUCGGCAGACACGCAAGUGCCAGCAGAGCACGUCCGCCCAGCUGGGCGUGCGCGUGUGUGGCAUGCAGGUGUACCACACAGACACGGGGCACUUUCUGUGCCGGAACAAGUACUACGGACGGGGGCUGUCCGAGGAGGGCUUCCGCGAAACCCUCUUCCAGUUCCUGUUCAACGGGCGCCACCUCCGUUGCGACCUCCUUGAUCCCAUAAUCGCGAAGCUGCACACGCUCAAGGCCGUGCUGGAGCGGCAGGUGUCCUACCGCUUCUACUCCAGCUCGCUGCUCAUCAUCUACGACGGAAAGGAGCGCAAGGUCGAGUUGCGGCGCCAGCUUUUGGAAGCGACAGGGCAGGGGAACCAGCGGGACGUCGCUGUCGCGACCACCACCGCGGGCGGAGGCGGCGGUGCCGGCGGGAACGGAGGCGGCCUCAACACCAAGGUGGACGUUCGCAUGAUCGACUUUGCGCACUCCACCUUCAAGGGUUUUCGCGACGACCAGACCAUCCACGACGGGCACGACCGCGGCUACGUGUUUGGCCUGGAGAGCCUGCUCAAGAUCCUGACGGAGAUCAGGGAUGAGAACGCCUGAUGGGCCGAGCACCUCGACCCCCCCCCCCCCCGUCCACUGGGGCGGGGGACAGCGCUUCGUCUGUCGUCUUGGCAGAGCCAACGGCAGUCGUCUUGAGCACGCGAAGCAAUUGUACGUUUUGUCAGUCUGCACCACGGCCCUGUCUGCUGAACGCUGUCUUUGUCAAGCCGGCGGGCGCACAGUAGUUGUGUAAUCGUCAUCCUCGACCCUGAGUGUGUAUUUGCACGUUGAGCACUUGUGCGAUGGCAGCGUAAGGACUCCCGUGGGGGAUAAUUAUUUUCUUUCCGCAAGAUGUCUUCAGUUGAAAUUUGAGCACGUUGAGUUUGUCAUUGGGUAUCAACAGGGUUUCAAUAGCUACAGACAGGUGACUAAAAAAGACAAAAAUGAAACAAAUAAAAUGUUAAAAUAUUUAAAAUAUUCCAUCUAUUCACGUCAUGAAAACAUUUCUUUGGUUUGCUGUUUGUAAUGCCUGGAUUUUUAUUGUGAUGCCCACAUCUUUGAUUUUAUGACGUGCCCAGACACUUGAAAUGCUGGCAUUUAUGGAUUCCAAGUUGACAAUUUUUUCACUUUGUCUCACUGAAGCAAAUGUGUUUCAGGAAACUUUCACUCAGGACCUCCGAUUAGCACGGUUGGCUACGUACGGUGCGAAAGAAGUUCAACAUACAUAUAUAGCUGAAUGCGUGUGAAAGUAUUUUUGACAUGUUUGAAAGGCCAGAAACAAUGUGUGUUAGGAGGCUGUAACAAUCCUUGCAGGCCAGGAAGCAGGGGACUUCAUCACCAACUUUAUUACCCAAUUAAUUGUGUAAUAGAAAUUGGCAGAAUUACAAUACUAACUUUGUUUGGUUUGGAUAUUCACUUGGUCAUUUGCCAAUGUGGUUUGAUACAUACAAACAAGUGGAAUAUCCUUGGGUAUAUGCUGCAAGAAUGCUGGAUAGGUACGAACUACUAUUUUGGAGACAGGAACUAAUCACUAGCCAUGCAUUUUAAUACAACAUUUUGCUAAAGAUGAUUUGCCUGCAUACCAAUAUAAAAUGGCAAGUACACGGGUAUUAUAAGGACUGAUGGAGCUUUCUGGAAUUGACUGGAAUCGUUACCAAGAUAACUUACAUCAUCAAAAGCCCCAAUGGGUUUUGUGAAAAUAAUUAGGCGGCAAAAUAUAACGACAUAAUAACUAUAACAUUGGCACAGCAAAGUGUUAAUAGUGUAAAAUUGGUCGGUCUGCAAUAAAAAUACCUUUAAAUUGCCAAAUGUUUUCAAAAUUAUUGCGUACUUAGACAUUAAAUAUCAUUUAAUAACAAGCAUUUUUAAAUCAAGUAAUUCACAGGACCUUGUAUUGAACUGUGUACAUGUUUGUGUAAUUUUCAAGAAAGUAUGAACCAUCCCAAAAUGUCCUGAAGACAAGGCUAAGUAUAAACAAAAUUCAUGCAUUUGUGAUCUGUGAAGAUAUACACAUUCAAUGUUGUGAGAAUUGUGAACCGUACAAAAUGGAAAUUACAACACGGUCCUAAUUGGAUACAAUAGGGCAAAGUAUUGCUAUGCACCUAUUGAUCUGUGCUUUGUUCUCACAAAGGUCAGCGCUGCAGUGUUACUUGUGGUUCGUGCUGUCCCCCUGCCCUUUGCAUGUCGGGAUUCUCGUGGACCCACUCGUUUUUAUGAUCUGCCUGUUCUUGGUAAUUUUGUUAUCCUAAAAUUAUAUUAGCAUUAGAUUUGCAUAAAUAUCAAUCUUGGUUUUACAUUCAUUAUUGAAAUCAUAUUAGUGCAACAUGUUUUUAAUUAUUUUUAUGUCUAGUCUGCACAACUUUGGCUGAAAUACUACACGAUAUUUGGGAAUACAGGCAACAGGAUUUUUCUGUAGUUCUUGACCAGCUUUUUCCCAUUGAAGGAUAUAAAUGUGUGGAUUUUUAAGGACAUUCUCUGAUCUCUUUUGAAUUUCUGGAUCCUGUACCUUGUUUUGUAUUUGUAUCUUCACAGCCACACAAAGUUAUUUCACUCAACGCUGGUGGCAGUUGGCAGAAGUGACACCUUGGUGUCAUCACUUUACGUUUUGGAAUCAUAAUAAAAACUCGAUCACCUGAAAUUUUCUAUCUAUGCCCCUAAAAAUCUAGGGUUUUUCCAUCUUCUAAAAUUAUAAGCACAUCCCCAUUAUGCAUAUCCAUAAUAACUACCAUGGACAACACUCGCAAAUUUUUUUUUUUCCAUGUGAGUACCUUUCCACUUGGCAUAAAAACAAUAUUUGUUGCAUUUCCCCAAAUAUUUGCAGCACCGAUGGGAAUGACCUUCGAAUUCGCGGUUGUGUUAUCUGUCAAGCAAUUAAAAGUAAUACACUUUAAAUUAACUGAAGAGUUUCAGUAACCUUUACCCAAAAGAUUAUUUCUAUUUGAAGGCAUGUCGUCUUUUGUUACUGCCAAAUGUUUAUUCAGCUGCAAAAAUGGCAGUGUUAGCCCUGGCCAAUUUCAUUAAAUACAUCUUAUAAACUAUUAUUUUGGUCUUUCGGUAAAGCCACGUAGAUAGAAAAAAAUAU
This is a messenger RNA of Petromyzon marinus (sea lamprey), 4784 nucleotides long. RefSeq names its product inositol hexakisphosphate kinase 1 (gene IP6K1). Gene Ontology annotation, biological process: inositol phosphate biosynthetic process; phosphatidylinositol phosphate biosynthetic process. NCBI's taxonomy places the organism in Eukaryota, Metazoa, Chordata, Hyperoartia, Petromyzontiformes, Petromyzontidae. Gene Ontology annotation, cellular component: nucleus; cytoplasm. The record is from RefSeq and is a predicted model, not a curated record. Gene Ontology annotation, molecular function: inositol hexakisphosphate kinase activity.